AAAUAUCCGAAAAAUUCAGUAACAAGUCCAAACCAAAGCUAACAAGUUUCUGAUGAGCGCCCUUUCUGAUCCAACUAUAACUAUAGUGUAGAAAGCCAUGGCUUCAGUUGCCAUAGGUGGAGUUGUACUCCACAGCCACAGCCACUCUUCAUUUCUGGGCAACAAACUCAAGCUGAAGCCUUUAUCUUUGUUGAAGAAGCUACCCAGAAAGUUGAUAAUUUACGCUCAUGGAGGUGAAAUGUUUAGGUUUGCACAUGAUGUUUUUGUUGGAGUUGGGGUAGGACUACCCUGUACAGUAAUGGAGUGUGGUGAUAUAAUAUACAGAAGCACACUGCCAAAGUCAAAUGGGAUCACAGUGACUGUUCCUGGUGUUAUUUUGGCAUUGGGUACCCUGUCUUACCUCUGGGCUACUCCUGGUGUGGCCCCUGGUUUCUUCGAUAUGUUUGUUCUUGCCUUUGUUGAAAGAUUGUUUAGACCUACUUAUAAGAAGGAUGAUAUCGUGUUGGGGAAGAAAUUGGGUGAGGGAUCUUUUGGUGCUGUUUAUAGAGUUUCUUUGGCCAAAAAGCCAUCGUCAAAGGGUGGUGAUUUCGUCUUAAAAAAAGCAACUGAAUAUGGAGCAGUGGAAAUAUGGAUGAAUGAGCGAGUGCGAAGAGCUUGUGCAAACAGUUGUGCUGAUUUUCUCUAUGGGUUUCUAGAGAAUUCUUCAAAGAAAGGAGCAGAGUAUUGGCUCCUUUGGCGUUUCGAAGGGGAAGCUACACUUACUGAUUUGAUGCAGAGUAGAGAGUUUCCCUACAAUGUAGGUACUUUCUUUAUCAUGAUAUUCCAUUUUCUUGUUAGCUUAGGGUUUUCUCCAUCUUUAACAGCUUUUAUAUGUAGGUCGAAUACACAUUGUCUCUGGGCUUAUAUCAUUAUGAUUGAGGUGAACGGCUAUUUGUUUCCCAAGGUCUUUGGAGAAUUUGGUUUACUUGUUUAUCUAAUUGUCUGUCUUUUUCGGUCAAGAUACGCUGCACCAGAGCAAUAUAUUAUGAGUACACAAACCCCUUCUGCACCAUCUGCUCCAGUUGCAACUGCACUUUCCCCAGUUCUAUGGCAGCUGAAUCUCCCAGAUAGAUUUGACAUCUACAGUGUCGGUCUCAUAUUCCUGCAAAUGGCAUUCCCAGGAUUACGCAGUGAUAGUAGUCUCAUUCAAUUCAACCGACAGCUGAAGAGAUGCGACUACGAUUUGGUUUCAUGGAGACAGACUGUAGAGCCUCGUGCUAGCCCUGAACUUAGGAAAGGCUUCGAGUUGUUAGAUUUGGAUGGUGGAAUAGGGUGGGAGCUAUUAGCAUCUAUGGUUCGUUUCAAAGCACGUCAAAGAAUUAGUGCAAAGACAGCUUUAGCUCAUCCUUACUUUGAUAGAGAAGGUCUAUUGGCCCUGUCCUUCAUUCAGAACCUAAAGCUGCAAUUCUUCCGGGCUACACAACAAGACUAUAGUGAAGCUGCAAACUGGAUUGUUCAAUUAAUGGCAAAAUCAGGAACAGAACAAGAUGGCGGCUUCACUGAAGCGCAACUUCAGGACCUCAGGGAUAUAGAGCCUAAGAAUAAGUCAAGCACGCAGAGGAAUGCCCUUGCAUCAGCUCUUCGGCUUCAAAGGAAAAUUUUAAGAACCCUGAAUGAGAGUAUCGAUGAGCUUAGCAGACAAAAGAAAAGUUUAUGGUGGAGCAGAUGGAUUCCUAGAGAGGAGUGAAAAUCAGUAAAUAUGUACAAAAUAGUUUUAGUACUUUUUCUAUGGAGCUUACGAGUUUUCAUUCUCAUUUGAAAAUGUAAAACAAUUUUUAAAUUAGAGUUUAUGUACAAAAAGUGAAAGUAUCUUAUACAGAUAUAUACACUUGCUUUAUUA
Messenger RNA from Nicotiana tabacum (common tobacco), 1879 nucleotides. NCBI's taxonomy places the organism in Eukaryota, Viridiplantae, Streptophyta, Magnoliopsida, Solanales, Solanaceae. The record is from RefSeq and is a predicted model, not a curated record.